AUGACAAAGUACCUGGGAGUUACUCUUUUCAAGGAGACAGAGCAGCUAGGGGGAACCAACAACCUCAGGCUUCCAAAAGCAGGGCCAGAAACAUGUGAGCCACGGCUGCUGUGGACUCUGCGCAUGGUGACCUCCAUCUUUACUCAGAGCCAGGACAAUGGACCUCAGAUAGACUCGGUCCUCCAUUUCUAUUUUCCCAGAAGAGAGCAGAGUGACUGGCACAUGGUUGAUGCUCAGUACGAGUUUAUGGACACGGUCCCGCUCCCAACCAGUGUCUUCCAGGUUGCAGAAAGAUUGCAGAAAAGAAUAUGUGCACUGUGCCCCACAGACCUCAAGUGUAGUGUCCUGUACUUGCAGUCAGAGAAUAUAGCUGCUCAUGAAAACUGUUUGCUGUAUUCCUUGGCAGUUGUGGAAAGUGAGGACCAUGACCCGUAUAAUAAUGAUAGAAAUUUUGAUGUGGAAUCAGUAAAGAAAGAAAUCAAGAGAGGAAGGAAGUUGAAAUGCAUGCUUUGUAAGAAAGCAGGAGCCACGGUGGGAUGUGACUUAAAAUCCUGUUUCAAGAAUUACCUUUUCUGUGCCAAGAAUGACCACACAGUUCUACAAGCUGAUGGACUUAAAGGAAUUUAAGUGUUUUGCCAACAACAUGCUGACCCUCAAAAUGAUCUACCAUCAGUAAAGCCUUUGUCUGCCUACUUUUCAGGAGUGAAAACAAAAAGAGGAAGGAGAAAACCUCUCUCAACAGGCAAUCCUGGCAACAGGCUCCCACCUCAAAGAAUGGCCCUGAAGAAGGAAGUGGACGGCAGACACACAGGCGCAACUGUGAAUGCUGCUUUUCUUAAGAAAUGUAAAGAAGCAGGGCUUCUUGACGCUUUACUUGAAGAAAUAUUAGACAAACUUCAUUUGAUUCAGGAAAGACUCAUGGAUGAGACUACUUCAGAAUCAGACUGUGAAGAAAUCAGGACUUCACUUUUUGACUGGAGAUUGUUUGAAGACACACUUGCAAAUUUUCAAGCAGCAACUGAGAAUCAAAUUCGUCAAUCUGAAGAGAGGUGGUGGCAGCUGAUGGAAGAGAUUGAGCUACUCCAGGACUUAAGCCUUGUACUCCCAGCAUCCGUCAAGUUCCACUUCAGAUUCUUCUCUGUCUUCUUAAGAAGGACCAUUUCCUAA
Molecule: messenger RNA, 1167 nt
Organism: Budorcas taxicolor (takin)
Lineage: Eukaryota; Metazoa; Chordata; Mammalia; Artiodactyla; Bovidae
Gene: PHF11
Product: PHD finger protein 11
Cellular component (GO): nucleus
Molecular function (GO): histone deacetylase binding; histone binding
Source: RefSeq, a predicted model, not a curated record